Molecule: messenger RNA, 1218 nt
Organism: Plasmodium relictum
Lineage: Eukaryota; Apicomplexa; Aconoidasida; Haemosporida; Plasmodiidae
Product: conserved Plasmodium membrane protein, unknown function
Exons: 2
Coding region: 1-1218 (405 amino acids)
Source: RefSeq, a predicted model, not a curated record
AUGACAAUGGAUACAAUACAAGAUGAAAAUAUAAAUGAGCAAGCCAUAAAAACUACUAAAAGAAAAAACCAAAAAGUUGGUACAAGAAAAACUGUUAAAGAAAUAGAAAUAAAAGAAGAAGAUAGUCAAUAUUUUCAUCGUAAUUUUAAAUUAAUUUCGUUAUCAUUAGGAUAUAUUGUAAAUACUUUCUUUUAUUUUUUAUUUAUUCACAUUUCUAGUAAAAUUCUAGACAAAUUCGUACAUAUCUUGUCAAAAAUAUCAGAAUAUGAUUAUAAUGAUAGUUUAAUAAUAGGAUCAAUUAAAAUUAUAAUUACUUUAUCAAUCUGGUAUAAAUAUUUUUCUGGAGGUUAUGAUGGAGAUCCAUUUUUUCAUUUUUUCAAACAUAAUUUUAAAUUAAUCAAUAAAAGAGAAGCAUAUGUAAUUUUUUUUUCAAAUAUAAUUGGAACGUUUAUAUAUAUUACAACUUUAAAAAUUAUUAAUAGAAAACAUAUAGAUUUUCAUUUAAGUAACAUAAUUAUUGAAUAUAUUCAGAAAAAAAAAAUUUAUAAAAAUAAAUCUUUUUUGACUGCUUUUAUAUAUCCAAAACUUCCGAAUUUUUUAAAAACAAUUAUUAUGAAUAUUUUAAUUUUAUCAUGCCCUUAUAGUAGUUUAGGAAAUAAAUAUAUUGAUAGAAUUUUUAUUAAUAAUGUUGAAUUAUAUUCUUCUAUAAUAAUGGAUUUUUACUUAAAUGAAUUUAUUUGUUCUUUCUUGAGUUAUGUUUUAUUGUACAUUUAUUUAUUUACAAAAGAUAAUUUGUCAUACCCUAUUCAAAUUAAUUUAAUUUUUACACAAUUAAUUUUUUUAUUUUCAAAUGAAAGUAGUCAUAUUAUAGGUGGCCCUUUUAUGAGUUUGAGUUGGAUAAUUAAUGAUUUUAUACAAAAAAAAUUUAAAUUGCUUUUUUUAUUUUUUUUAAUUGUUUCUCAUUAUUCUGGUUAUAAAUUAGCUAGUUUAAUUUUAAAAAAACCUCAUUUAUCACUAUUAGAUGCAAACAGUUAUUAUCAAAAUAUUGAUUACGAAAUAUUACAAGAUAACUUAACUGAAUAUGGGAAAGUAGACAUUUCGUUAAUAAUGAAUGAACACAUUAAGGAUAGCAAUGUAGUAGAUUCUUAUUUAGGUAGAUUUUUUCAAAAGAUUCUUAAUUUAUAUUUAUUAAAAUUGUCAAAUAAAAAGAAUAACUAA